UCAAAAAACCCCCAGGUCUCAGUUCUAUUACAAGGGUCUCCCUCCUCCCCACCCCAGACCCUGCUUAGGGUGCCUAAUUCUCCAGUGGAAAAAGCCCCCGCCAGGAUUCCCUUCCUAGGCCCAGAGGCUUGACACUUUCCGAAAACCUAUGAGCACCGCGGACAGAGGUCCCCACCACCGUCUCAGGCUCACCGUGCGGAUCUGCCUCCGCAAAAGAAAGGGAGUUUGUGCACCAAUCUUUGACCUGACCUCCCGUCUUCGCCUCAGUGGGGAGCAAGUCCACAUCCUGGGCUGUGAAGUGAGCGAGGAAGAGUUUCGUGAAGGUUUCGACUCGGAUAUCAAUAACUGUCUGGUUUACCAUGACCUCUUCAGAGACCCUCUCAACUGGUCAAAAACUGGGGAGGCCCUUCCUGGGGGACCACUGGGAGCCUUGACAGCCAUGUGCAGGAGGACAGAUCCUGGUCCUGUCACCAUUGCUCUUGAUUCACUCAGUUGGCUUUUGCUUCACCUUCCCUGUACCACACUCUGCCAGAACCUGCGUGCCCUGAGCCAUCAGAACUCCUGCCCUGGUGACAGCUGCUCAGUGCGGCAGGUACGUGUGCUGGGCUUGCUACAUGAAGAGCUUCAUGGCCCAGGCCCCCUGGGAGCAUUGAGCAGCCUUGCUCAGACUGAGGUAACCCUUGGAGGUACAGUGGGCCAGGCUUCAGCCCACAUCCUCUGUCGGUGGCCUCAACAGCACCCAACUCACCAGACUAAUUGGUUCUCCAUCCUUCCAGACUUCAGCCUGGAUCUCCAAGAGGGACCCCCAGUAGAAUCUCAGCCCCACCCAGAUCCUCAUACAUCCGCGGUGGACCCCAUGACUCACUUGACCUUUAACCUUCGCCUGUCCAAGAAAGAGAGAGAAGCCAAAGAUAGCCUGACUCUGCCCUUCCAGUUCAGCUCUGAAAAACAGCAGGCUCUAUUGCACCCUGGGCCAGGCCAGGCUACCAGCCACAUCUUCUAUGAGCCAGAUGUCUACGACGACCUAGACCAAGAAGACCCAGAUGAUGACCUAGAUAUUUGACUAGCUAGAUUUAAGUAAACUCUAAUUGGUGGGAGAGGAGGAAGCCCUUGAGCCUAGAACUGUUCUUCAUAUUGUUUGUGUUGCCCUUUCUCUGUUCUUGCCCUACCUUUGUUCCUUGUGUUUAUGGAGGCUCUGCCCCCUAACCCAGGAAGGAGCUUGAGCCUGUACAAAGUAAUAAGAGAGCAUAGGGUAAGGUGGGAGUAGAACAUCCUCUCAUGCCUAAUAAAAUCUUUUUUAUAACAAAAGGAGCUCUUUGGUGGCUAU
Messenger RNA from Nycticebus coucang (slow loris), 1327 nucleotides. RefSeq names its product elongator acetyltransferase complex subunit 5 (gene ELP5). Gene Ontology annotation, cellular component: nucleus; cytosol; elongator holoenzyme complex. The transcript is spliced from 7 exons. NCBI's taxonomy places the organism in Eukaryota, Metazoa, Chordata, Mammalia, Primates, Lorisidae. Gene Ontology annotation, biological process: tRNA wobble uridine modification. The coding region runs from base 149 to 1063 and encodes 304 amino acids. Gene Ontology annotation, molecular function: tRNA binding. The record is from RefSeq and is a predicted model, not a curated record.